UACUACUCUUGGUGGAGGAUUGAAAUGCCAUCUUGAUUAAUUGUGUUGUCAAUUUCUCAACCUUUGAAAUUUAAUUAACUAGUUAGUAUUUUAUUACCAAUAUGGCGCAUAAUCUUGCCAUCCUUUCCACAGCUCUCCUUGUGAUUAUUGCUGCUCAUUCUUUGUGUUCUACAAAAAUUUAUAAUGUGAUGGCCCAAGAAGAUCAUAAUGUACUAGAACUAGCAACUAAACUAUACCAAGAAGAUCCAUAUUGUGGGGAACCUUGUACAACGAUGGCUAAUUGCUCUACUAAUUUGUACUGUCAGGCGUGUUCAAAUAACACCUGUGAGCUAUUUAUUGGCGAUGCCAUCGGCCAAGGCAUGUGAUUUCACUAUGAGUAUAGCAUCUAAUACCCCUAAUUAUAACCAAAUUUGUUACAACACAUUCUAAUUUCACGGGAGUCCUAUUACUUCUGAACUAAACUUUAGUGUGUUUUUGUCAACCUUUUUAGCUGACGUGAGCCCCAUUUUAUGUAAUAAUGAUUCCACAUCAGCACAAAAGGGUGACAAAAAUACAUUAAAAUGAAGUUCAGGGGCUUAAUAGGACCCCAAUGAAGUUGGAGUAUGUCGUAGCAACUUUGUUCAUAAUUCGACGGUGUGCUGGAUGCUUAUCUCUAUUUCAGUAUUAUAUUUUUCUGUUUAUGAUGUGCGUUACUUGAGCCUAGGAUUUGCUACUCUAUCCAGAUCGCAAUUAUAUAUAGAAUUAUAACAAUUAUGUUGUCGUUGUUGUUGUUUUGUUCUUCUUUUUGAUAUUUAGUCACUUGUAAGAUAAACAAGUGAUGGAAGUGUUGUUUAAAUGGGCCAUGUAAUGCGAUUUCAGUAUUAUCUAUUAUCAUGUGUGUUUGUGCUUCUUUUCAA
Messenger RNA from Capsicum annuum, 896 nucleotides. RefSeq names its product metallocarboxypeptidase inhibitor-like. The coding region runs from base 102 to 365 and encodes 87 amino acids. The transcript is spliced from 2 exons. Lineage: Eukaryota; Viridiplantae; Streptophyta; Magnoliopsida; Solanales; Solanaceae. Gene Ontology annotation, molecular function: endopeptidase inhibitor activity. The record is from RefSeq and is a predicted model, not a curated record.